Medioppia subpectinata is the source of this 2511-nucleotide messenger RNA. Lineage: Eukaryota; Metazoa; Arthropoda; Arachnida; Sarcoptiformes; Oppiidae. The record is from the annotation of a GenBank genome assembly.
AUGUCUUAUGUAAUCGGGAGUAACAAUGAGAACGAGAUUGCCCUAGCCUGGUGGUGGAACAAUGUGCUCAAUUACUUCGUCGACUAUCGAAAGCUAUACGUGGAGACCAUCGGGAAGACAGUGGCGGCCGAAGACCCGACCCGACCGUACCUGACGUCGAGUCCGUCCAAUGGGUUGGAGAGUCAGAGCGAGAACUAUACGGCCAAACAUCCGGACGACUGGCGUUACGGCGAUACACAUUAUUACAGCGACGACUCACACCUCUGGGACUGGACUACACUUCAGUCGCCAAAGUUUGUCUCGGAAUACGGCUUCCAAUCCUAUCCAUCCAUUGAGUCACUGCGGGAAGCGUUUGACGACAAGGACCUCAUCUACCCGUUGACCGCCGCUGUCAAACACCAUCAGCACAAAGGCGACUACGAAGACAAUUUUAUCAUCCAGCAUAUUGCAAUUAAAGUUGGGGCAAAAGUACCGGGAAGUAUAUACUCGGACCUCAGGAGAGCACAGGUUCUCAAACAGGACUUAUUGUAUGAGAAAAAUGAUGUCAACUAUCGAUGGGUUGCUUACGAUAACUGGACGUAUGAGCGCACAUUCACUGUGGAUUCAAAAUUACUAAACAAGAAAACAGUGAACUUAUUGGCCAAUGGUAUCGACACAGUUAGCAGUGUUUAUAUUAACGACCAAUUGAUCGGCAAAACAGACAAUCAGUUCGUGAGAUAUGUCUGGGAUGUGAAGAAAGUGUUAAAAUCGGGACAAAACACAAUACGACUGGCCUUUCAAUCGGCGCCGUUGUAUGGGAAACAAGAAUCGGAAAUUUUUUUCAAUAAAUACAAAUAUAACGUUAGGCCCCCAUGUAAUGGUGGCGAUGCCGCCCACGGAGAGUGUCAUGCUAAUUUUAUCCGUAAAAUGCAAGCAUCGUAUAGUUGGGAUUGGGGCCCGGCGUUCCCAACACAGGGUAUUUGGCAGCCCAUAGGCAUUGAGGCCUUCGAUGGUAUUCUCAUCAGAGAUAUCACUAUUGAGACGAUUCCCGACCCGAAGAAUACCAGUCAAUGGACACUAACUGUUAAUGCAUUCUUAGAGUCGGCACCGAAGCAAAAAAUGGAUGGCAUUUUGAACAUUAAAUUAGAUAAUAAUGUUUUAAUUAAUAAACAAAAACAAACGAUUGAAACGAAUGGUCAGGGAAAGGCUAAAAUGAUGAUUGUUAUAUUUAUCACUGACAUCCAAAUCAUCACUUGGUAUCCAAACGGUGUUUCAGACAAUACACAGAAGUUAUAUCAACUCAAUGUCCAAAUAGAUGUUAAUCAAGAAGUUACGACACAAACCAAGAAAAUUGGUUUCCGAACCAUUAAACUGAUUCAAAAUCCCGUAAAACCCGAAGGCCUCACCUUUUACUUCGAAGUAAACUCAAAGCCCUUUUACGCGAAGGGAUCGAAUUGGAUCCCAACCAAUGUCCUGAUGGAAGACAUUACUCCCGAUUACAUAAGACAUCUCUUGGGAUCAGCUAAACGUGCGAACAUGAAUAUGAUGAGAGUGUGGGGCGGAGGGGUGUAUGAGUCGGACCUGUUCUACGAGUUGGCCGACGAGUACGGGAUUAUGAUUUGGCAGGACUUCAUGUUUGCCUGCGCUUUAUAUCCGGCCCACAAAGAGUUCUUGGAUUCAGUUAACAAUGAAGUGAUCACUCAAGUCAGGCGUAUUCAACACCACCCAUCCAUAGCUAUUUGGUCCGGGAACAACGAGAAUGAGUACGGAUUGAAAUAUUGGUGGUAUGACGUGAAGAACUAUUGGCCAGAUUAUAGGGCCCUAUAUGUGAACACUAUCGGCAAAACACUGGCCGCAGAGGACACUACCCGUCCGUACGUGUCUUCGAGUCCGUCCAACGGUUUGGAGACAAUCAAAGAGAACUACACCUCUAGUAAACCGGAUGACGAACUGUACGGCGAUAUUCACUAUUACAACGACAACUNACUGUACGGCGAUAUUCACUAUUACAACGACAACUCCUCCCUCUGGGACUGGACAUCGCUGUCGAGCCCCCGGUUCUCCUCGGAGUACGGCUACCAAUCCUAUCCAUCCAUUGAGACACUGCUGGAAGCGUUUGACGAAAAACACCUGACCUACCCGUUGACACCCGAACUCCAAUGGCAUCAGCAUAAGGGCACCUAUGAAGACGAUAUCAUUAAUUAUCGUAUUGGGUAUUACAUGAAACAACCGUCGAGUGGAGGGAUCGAUAGAUUGAGUGAUUUUGUCUAUUCGUCGCAAAUUCUUCAGGCGAUGACAAUGAAGACGUGGACUGAGUUUUAUCGCCGCAACCGUGCGAUUGAUCCCAAGACUGGCAAAGGAAACACAAUGGGAGCCCUGUAUUGGCAGCUCAAUGACAUCUGGGCGGCGCCCACCUGGGCUUCCAUUGAACACAACGGCAAGUGGAAAGUGUUGCACUCGUAUGCCAUCCACUUUUUGGCCAACCAUUUGGUCUCUCCUUAUGAGGACAGGGAUAAGAGUCUUAAGGUAUAA